Molecule: messenger RNA, 4593 nt
Organism: Closterium sp. NIES-67
Lineage: Eukaryota; Viridiplantae; Streptophyta; Zygnematophyceae; Desmidiales; Closteriaceae
Source: the annotation of a GenBank genome assembly
CUUGACCUGCUCGACUUGUAGAUUAUUCUUUAGCCCAAGAUUACCAGACUCGACUCAACAAUCUCGCUGUGCGAGUGAGGAUUUUCUCCCAAACACGACGUGCUUGAUCUGCGUCGAUCAGGCUCUCACCUCGCCGUGGUCUCUUUGAAACGCGAUAUUCUUCAAUCUGCCAACCGUCUUGUGAUGUGUCAGUCGGCUGGAGAGCUGCGCUAAAGCUCCGCGAGGAAAUAGCCUGAGUCUGAUUCAGCCUUUACCGUAGAUUCCGUUUCAGAUUCGCAAUCCACUUUAUAAUUCUUGCCGGUCGCAGGAUUUAGUGGCCGUGUCGUCGGCAUUCGAGGAGGAGAACGGCCUGUUUCGAGACUCGUGUCGAGGACCCAUUAUAUCACCUGGCUUUAAUCUGCCGCCAGGCUGGCAUUCCAAGAGGAGGUGGCCGCGCGGCUGCAGGAGGACGCAUUGUCCUGACGACCUUGUUUUGACGGCUUAUCAGAAUAUCCGGUUCUUAGCGGUUCUCAGUGGGCCGCCAUGCUGGCAUUCCGCGAGGAGAUAGUGGCGCAGCUGCAGGAGGAGGACGGUCUGUUUUGAGGACUUCGUAUUGACGACCUAUUGAAAAAAAUCCGAGUUUGAAGGACCCAGUAGAUCUCCUGGUUUUAUAUUAAUCUGCCACCAUGCUGUCGUUUCACGAGGAGAUAGUGGCGCAGCUGCAGGAGGAGGACGGCCUGGCGGUCAUGGGGGCCGGGCUGGGCCUGCAUAAGGUGCUAGCGCUCCUCGUUCGUUACUAUCACAUCACCAACGCCACUUGCACCCGCAGCCUCGGGAGCAGCAGCUUUGGCGGCGGCAGCAGCAGCAGCAGCAGCCGGGGUGGUUAUAACGGGCGGUUGAUGUUUGUGAUUGGAUUGGCGGAGGAGCAGAGGCAGGCGGUGCAGGAGGAGCUUCAGGCGUUGAACAAAGCUCUGGCCGCCGCUCCUUCCCGCUGCACCCCACCUACUGCCGCCCCUCCCGCUCAAACCUCUCAGCCCAGCCCAUCCGCUGCUUCCCAGGACCAUCUGCCAGCAGCAGCAGCAGCAGCAGCAGCAGCAGCAGCAGCAGCAGCAGCAGCAGCAGCAGUAGCGGUGCCUCAAGCGUCAGGAAGCAUAGCUGCUGCUACAGUACCAUUAGCAGGGGGACUCGAGGCCACAGUGGCGUCAGCUGUAAUGGCAUCCGAUGGAGCAGAGGGACAAGCAGAGGGACAAGCAGGGGGACAAGCAGAGGGACAAGCAGCCCCAUCGGCUGCGCUGCACCCGGCUGCAGUCCCCUGUGUGCUGGCAGAUGUCAACAGCAGCAUGUCCAGCGCUGAAAGGGUGGCGGCUUACCGCGAGGGAGGGUGCUUUGCCGUGACCUCCCGCAUCCUCAUCGUCGACAUGCUCUCGGAUAGAGUGCCCUUCAAUAAGCUUAAGGGCAUAGUGGUGGUGAAUGCACACCGAGUCACGGACACAGGAGCAGAGGCCUUCAUUCUCAGGCUAUUCAGGGACACCAACAAGCACGGCUUCAUACACGCACUGUCGGACCGCCCCAACUCGUUGUCGGCUGGCUUCCACAAGGCGGAGCGCAUCCUUAAAGCGCUCUUCCUGCGCCGCCUCUACCUCUGGCCGCGAUUCCAGGUUAGCGUAUCCCAGUCGUUGGAGCAGCACCCGCCGCAUGUGGAGGACGUGAGAGUGCCCCUCUCGCCAGCAGCAGCAGCCAUCCAGCAGGCAAUCAUUGACGUCAUGGGCUCGUGCCUUCAGGAUCUGCGCCGUACAAACAAGCUGGAUAUGGACGAUCUGACGGUGGAAAGCGGUCUUUUCAAGUCCUUUGAUGAGAUCGUGAGGCGCCAGCUGGAUCCUGUGUGGCACACUUUGGGCCGCAAGAUCAAGCAGCUAGUUGCGGAUCUGAGGACCCUGAGAAAGAUCGCGGAGCACCUGCUGCGCUACGACGCGGUCACCUUCCUGCGCUUCCUGGACGCCCUCAAGGCGAGCGAAUCAAAGGCCGCCAUCUGGAUCUUCGUGGACCCCGCGCCCAAGAUCUUCGAGCUGGCUAAGAGGCGGGUGUUCCAGGUUGUUAAAAAGGCGCCGCUUGCAUCACUGCAGGAAGCCGCCAGAAAACCAACCAGAACGAGGGCUGCUCGAACCAAGGCGUCGGAGGAGCAGAAGGGGGCGGAAAGAGAGGGGGGAGUGGAAGGGGGUUUGGGCCUUGAAGUGCGGGAGGACGGGUGGGAGGGUGACGGAAGCAAGGGGAGUGGGGAGGGCGGGUUGGAGUUACAGCUAGUGCUGGAGGAGAUGCCCAAAUGGAAAGUGCUGCGGGAACUGCUUGAGGAAAUUCAAGCGGAGCGCAGCGCGCAGCAGCAAGCACCAGCAGCAGCACCAUCAGCAGCAGCAACAGCGGCAGCAGCGUCUGCAGCAGCAGCAGCAGCAGCAGCAGCCGCUGUGGUAGUGGCGUGCAAGGAUGAACGCACUUGCCAACAGCUCGGGGACGUGAUUGCAUUUGGUGCCGCCACUCUCAUGCAGCGCGAGUGGCAGCAGUACCUUCUGGCCAAGGCAGAUCUCGUGAGGGCGAACCUUCCAAGAAAGAGGCAUGCCAGCAGCAGCAACAGCGCACGUGCUGGUGCUGGCAACGCUGGUGCUAGUGGUGGUAACGGCGGCAGUAGCAAGAGCACAGGAGGCGACAGCGCCUUGGACCUGUUUCAGAGGGAGCAGCAGCUGCUGCUGGCCGCGGCCAAGCGAGAGGAGGAAGGGAAGACGGAGCAAGGGGAGGAGGAGCAAGGGGAGGGGCUUGGAAGGGGCAGUGGGGGCAAUGGUGACAAGGAUAGUGAUAGUGAUAGUGAUAGUGACGUUGUGCUUAUAGAGGAUAGUGAGGCAAUAAGGAAGGGUGUUGAUGACAGUGAGGGAACUGGGAAGGGUAGUGCGGAAUCAAAUGAGGGGGCAGAAGGGGCAAAGAGGGCAAAACGGGCAAGAGUCCAGCCAACAAACCCAAACUCCUCACUACCCAUCCCAACCUCAAUUCCAGCCAUCCAGCCGGCUAAUCCUGUACCUUCCGACCUGCCACCCCCCAUCUCUGCACCCCCCAACUCCACCCCUCACUUACCACAACUCCCCGCCACCUCCCUCUCCCCCUGCAUCCGCCUCGAGUUCGUCCCUCCCUCAAUCAAUGGCAGGCUGCCAGCUGUCCACCUGUGCACCCUCGAGGGUGCGUCGCACGUACUGGCGGCGCUACAGCCGGGCGUGGUUGUAGUCUACGACCCUGACAUCGAGCUCGUGCGCGAGAUCGAAGUUUUCCACGCUACCCAGGCGAGUGCUCGUUCCAGCGCGGCAGGCAGGGAGGAAAACACCGCACCUUCCCGGGACGAAGGCGCUUCUGAGAGUGGGGGAGAUGCAGGCGUGUGUGAAGGCAGGAGCCGAAUGGAGUCUCUGGUUGAAGGGGGGGCAGCCACGGAUGCUGCUGCUGCUGCUGCUGCUGCUGCUGCUGCUGCUGCCGCUGCUGCUGCCACUGUGCAGUCCCUGCUGCCCCCCCUGCGCGUGCUGUUCCUGUUCUACGAGGGCUCCACGGAGGGCCACAAGUUCGAGGCGAGUGUGCGGCGGGAGAACGGCGCGUUCGAGCAGCUCAUCCGGCAGAAGGCUGUCAUGACCAUCCCCGCUGGACAGGACGGCAAGUCCUCGGAGAUUCUUCCCAUGAGCCUGCCUCGGCUGCCUCCCUCCCACCCCGCUGCUGCCAAUGCCAUUACGAGGAGAGGGGGAGGGCGGAGGGCAGCAGAGAGACAGGAGAUGCGGGUGGUGGUGGAUAUGAGGGAGUUCGCCAGCAGCCUGCCAUGCGUGCUGCACCAGAGGGGCAUGAAGAUACAUCCAGUCACGCUCGAAGUGGGCGAUUACAUCCUCUCGCCGGACCUCUGUGUGGAGCGCAAGAGCGUGAGCGACCUCUUUGCCUCCUUUGCGUCGGGGCGGUUACAUCAUCAAGCCGAGACCAUGUGCCGCUACUACAGGCUGCCCGUCCUCCUUAUAGAGUUCUCCAGCGAUAAGAGCUUCUCGUUGCAGUCAGCGAGUGACAUCAGCGAUGACAUCACCGCAUCCAGCAUCAUAUCCAAGAUGUCUCUCCUCGCGCUGCACUUCCCGCGCCUCCGGAUCGUGUGGUCCAGAUCGCUCCAUGCGACGGCUGAGAUCUUUGCGUCGCUCAAGACCAAUCAGGACGAGCCGAGUGUCGACCAGGCGAUGAGGGUCGGCGUGCCGACUGAAGAUGGUCUGGUGGAGGGCGACACCAGAGACGAGCAUUUCAACACAACAGCCGUGGAAUUCCUUCGGCGCCUGCCCGGGGUCUCUGACGCGAAUUACCGCUCAUUGGUCGAUAACUGCGGCAGCUUGGCUGAGCUGGCGAUGAUGCGUGUUGAUGAGCUGGCACCACUUAUGGGCGGCAUGCGCUCGGCUCAAAUGCUCAGGGAUUUCCUUGAUGCCAAGUGCCCCACGCUGAAAUAGGUGUGUCUGUCUUGAUGGAGCUUGCUAGAAACAGUCACACUCACACAUGUACCAUAUUUGUGUACUAGCCAGAACAGAUGAUAUGUUGGGUCCCUCCAUGCAUUGCAUGAUUCGAUUU